Messenger RNA from Malassezia vespertilionis, 1164 nucleotides. It is a transcript of the gene SAM2, whose product is annotated as methionine adenosyltransferase. NCBI's taxonomy places the organism in Eukaryota, Fungi, Basidiomycota, Malasseziomycetes, Malasseziales, Malasseziaceae. Gene Ontology annotation, cellular component: cytosol. Gene Ontology annotation, biological process: S-adenosylmethionine biosynthetic process. The coding region runs from base 1 to 1164 and encodes 387 amino acids. Gene Ontology annotation, molecular function: methionine adenosyltransferase activity; ATP binding. The record is from RefSeq and is a predicted model, not a curated record. The transcript has a single exon.
AUGUCUGAUUUCCAACUCCCCGAGGGCCAUUUCCUCUUCACCUCUGAGUCUGUUGGUGAGGGCCACCCCGACAAGAUCUGUGACCAGGUCUCAGACGCAAUUCUGGAUGCGUGUCUGCAGCAGGACCCCAUGUCCAAGGUCGCAUGCGAGACUGCGUGCAAGACCGGCCUCAUCCUCGUUUUUGGCGAGAUCACUACCAAGGCGAGCAUUGACUACCAAAAAGUGAUCCGCGAAGCAAUCAAGGAGAUUGGCUAUGACAGCAGCGACAAAGGGUUUGACUACAAGACGUGCAACGUCAUGGUCGCCAUCGAGCAGCAGUCGCCUGAUAUCGCCCAGGGUCUCGACCACGGAGACCUCGAGUCGCACGGUGCGGGUGACCAGGGUAUCAUGUUUGGCUAUGCGUCCGAUGAGACGCCCGAGUUUAUGCCAAUGACGAUUUCCCUCGCACACAAGCUCAACCAUGCACUCGCCGAUGCGCGCCGCAAUGGCAGCCUGCCUUGGCUGCGCCCCGACACCAAGACCCAAGUCACGAUUGAGUACAAGAAAGACGGCGGUGCUGUCGUGCCGCUCCGUGUCGAUACGGUUGUCAUUUCUACCCAGCACUCGGACGACGUCUCGACCGAAGAGCUGCGCAGCAAGCUGCAGUCGGACAUUAUCGAGAAGGUCAUUCCUGCGAACAUGCGCGACGAGCGCACCGUCUACCACCUCCAGCCCUCGGGCCGGUUCGUGAUUGGUGGGCCACAGGGCGAUGCCGGUCUUACCGGCCGCAAAAUUAUCGUCGACUCGUACGGCGGUUGGGGCGCACACGGAGGUGGUGCGUUUAGCGGCAAAGACUUUAGCAAGGUCGACCGCUCUGCCGCGUACACUGCGCGCUGGAUUGCCAAGUCCAUUGUCGCUGCUGGCCUCGCCCGCCGUGUGCUGGUGCAGCUCUCGUACGCAAUCGGUGUUGCAGAGCCGCUCUCUGUCUUUGUCGACUCGUACGGCAGCGGCUCCAAGUCGGAUGCCGAGCUGGUCGAUGUCGUGCGCAAAAACUUUAACCUGAAGCCGGGUGUGAUUGUGCGCGACUUGGAUCUGCAGAAGCCGAUUUACCGCCAGACCGCCUUUGGCGGUCACUUUGGCCGUCCCGAAUUCACCUGGGAGCACCCCAAGCCACUCAAGUUCUAA